Manis javanica (Malayan pangolin) is the source of this 1765-nucleotide messenger RNA. Lineage: Eukaryota; Metazoa; Chordata; Mammalia; Pholidota; Manidae. The record is from RefSeq and is a predicted model, not a curated record.
AUGUAUUUCAGGCACUACUCGAUACUCAGAAUCUUUUGCGUGCACAAAUCACAAAUUUUACAUUCAACCUGGGAUUUUCAGGGAAAUUUUACCAUACAGGAACUGAGGAGGAAGAUGAAGGGGAUGACCAUCUUUUGGGGUCUGUGGAUGAGUUCUGGUGGUUUCCUCACAUGUGGAGCCACAUGCAGCCCCACCUUUUCCAUAAUGAGUCAUCUUUGGUGGAGCAGAUGAUUCUCAACAAAAAAUUUGCCUUAGAGCAUGGCAUUCCUACCGGCAUGGGCUACGCUGUAGCCCCUCACCACUCAGGCGUCUACCCUGUACAUGUUCAGCUUUAUGAGGCCUAGAAGAAGGUUUGGAAUAUUAGAAUCACCAGCACUGAAGAACAUCCACAUCUAAAACCAGCUAGAUACAGGAAGGGCUUCAUGCACAAAAACAUCAUGGUUCUUCCAAGACAAACCUGUGGGCUUUUCACUCACACAAUCUUCUACAAAGAAUAUCCAGGAGGUCCUAAAGAGCUGGACAAGAGUAUUCAAGGAGGUGAACUUUUCUUCACUGUAGUCCUCAACCCAAUCAGCAUUUUCAUGACCCAUUUGUCCAACUAUGGGAAUGACCAACUGGGAUUAUAUACAUUUGUUAACCUGGCCAACUUCAUGCAGAGCUGGAGCAAUUUGCAACUUCAGACUCUGCCUCCAAUGCAGCUGGCUUAUAAGUAUUUUGAGCGCUUCCCUGAUCAAAAAGACCCUCUCUGGCAGACCAAAUGUCACAGAGACAUUUGGUCUAAAGAAAAAACCUGUGAUCGCUUACCAAAAUUGUUGGUAAUAGGACCCCAGAAAAUUGGAACCACUGCUUUGUAUUUGUUCCUGGUUAUGCAUCCUUCCAUCCUUAGUAACUCCCCCAGCCCAAAAACCUUUGAGGAGGUACAGUUCUUUAAUAGAAAUAACUACCACAGGGGGAUUGAUUGGUAUAUGGAUUUCUUCCCAGUCCCAUCUAAUGUCACCACUGACUUUCUGUUUGAGAAGAGUGCCAAUUACUUCCACUCAGAGGAAGCUCCUAGAAGAGUGGCUUCCCUGCUUCCCAAAGCCAAGAUCAUCACCAUUCUCAUUGACCCAUCAGACCGAGCAUAUUCUUGGUACCAGCAUCAGCGAUCACAUGAAAACCCCGCCGCUCUGAAGUUCAGCUUCUACGAAGUGAUCACAGCGGGGCCCCGUGCACCCUCCGAGCUUAGAGCCUUACAGAAGAGAUGUUUGAUCCCAGGGUGGUAUGCCAGCCACAUUGAAAGAUGGCUUGUUUAUUUCCCCCCAUUUCAGGAAUCUGGCAAACUCACAAAUAUGACAGAUGGACUGAGAAUUCAAAAGUUUGAUUCUCGUAAAGGUUUUUGGUGUCAGUUACUGGAAGAAGGUAAAACAAAAUGCCUUGGAAGGAGCAAAGGAAGAAAAUAAUCUCCAUUGGAUCCUGAUAGCAGAGCAUUUCUAUCAAGCUACUAUCAAGAUCACAACAUGGAACUCUCAAAGCUGCUGCACAAACUGGGGCAGCCUCUGCCAUCCUGGCUGAGACAAGAGCUGCAGAAAGUGAGAUAGCACAGAGAAAGGACUUCUUGAGUAUCCAUCUUCCAUGUAACACUCUCCUUUCCCAAAACUUCUGGAAGCUACCAAAAGGCUGUUAAAAAAUAUACCUCUUCAAGGGCAAAUCCUACCAUUUGCAGCAACAUGGAUGGAGCUGGAGGGUAUUAUGCUCAGUGAAAUAAGCCAAGCAGAGAAAGAGAAAU